This is a messenger RNA of Sarcophilus harrisii (Tasmanian devil), 12898 nucleotides long. It is a transcript of the gene RALGPS1, whose product is annotated as Ral GEF with PH domain and SH3 binding motif 1. The coding region runs from base 1277 to 3040 and encodes 587 amino acids. The transcript is spliced from 22 exons. Gene Ontology annotation, biological process: positive regulation of GTPase activity; Ras protein signal transduction. Gene Ontology annotation, molecular function: guanyl-nucleotide exchange factor activity. NCBI's taxonomy places the organism in Eukaryota, Metazoa, Chordata, Mammalia, Dasyuromorphia, Dasyuridae. The record is from RefSeq and is a predicted model, not a curated record. Gene Ontology annotation, cellular component: plasma membrane.
GAUGCAGGAAGACCACUAGGGUGGCUAUAGGUGCAGGGGGUGGAUUGCAGGGGCUAUAGGAGCAAGGGUGGACCUACAGAAGGAGGGGAUGAGAUGUCAUUAAGAAUAGGAGGGCCCUACAGGUGUAAAGGCCAGGGUAGGAAUAGAAGCAGAAAGGCCCUACAGGUGUAAGAGCUACCUUAGGAAUAGGAGCAGAAGGGCCCUACAGGUGUAAGGGGCAGGGUGGCAAUAGAAACGGGAGGGCCUUACAGGUCUAGAGAGCAGAAGAAAGUGAGCAAUGCUAGAGGUACAAGAUCUUGCAGGUUCAGGGACUGGGGAUGCUUUAGUAGAGAGGUUAUGGGGGCAAGUUAGGUUGAUUAUGAGGGGGAGGAAGAAGCGGGGUUCCUACAAGUGGGGAGAAGGUAAAAGUGCAGAGAGAGCCCUGCAGGAAAAGUGGGCAGGGUGCCUAUAGGUGCAGAGAACCUGCAAAGGCUAAAAAAUGAGGAAAAGAAAACCCUGUAGAUAGAGAAGGUGAGAAGGUAGUCAUAUGGAUGAAAGGAAGGGGGCAUCCAGCUUAUAAAGAAGAGGAUGGAGUCAGUAGAAGCAUAGGAAAGGAGAGAUCGUCCUGUAGGUCUAGAGGACUGGGAGAAAAGCACCCCAAGAAGAGACCUGUAUUUCUAGGGGCAGUCUUGGGGCUAGGAUCAAGUGAACCAGGAGCUUGUAUUGUAGCAGAAAGAUUGCUAGAUGUAAUGUUAAUAUUUGGCUUCUGUUACUUAUUAACUGUGGAAGUCACUCAACUUUUUUUGAGCCUUUUCUCAUGCAUAAAAUGAAGGGCUUGAUUGGAUCUCUGAGGUUUCUUCCAUUUCCAAGUAGAUAGUCACAGAGAUAUAACAAAGGCAAGCUCAGCAGGUGAUAGGGGUUCAGAGAACAGAGGACAGAUGAUAAAUUUAUAAGUACAGGAGAUUGGAUUUAGAGAGAGAAGACAACCAAAUGUUGCCUGGAUGGACUCCAACUUUGGGACUAAUGCAGUAAGGAAAUUCUGGAGAUGCAAGACCUCAUCUACCUAGCAGCACACUCUUACAGAUAAUGUCCCCAGAGAGUACAAAGACAAAACAAUACACAGGCAAACUGCUCAAGUUAAAGAACUUUCUGUUUUGAAAGAAACGUGCCCUAAUCCUGCACCUGGUGAAUUGGCAAUAUGCACAGCAAUGUAGAUGAUAGGAAUCCUUCCUGCAUUUUGUGUCACCAACUGAGGUGGCCCUGACACCCCCCCCCACCCUUGAGGUCUGGAGAGAGCAUGUAUAAACGGAAUGGCCUGAUGGCCAAUGUUCUGGUCACCUCCGCGACUCCCCAGGGCAGCAGCAGCUCAGACUCUUUGGAAGGACGGAGCUGUGACUACGCCAGUAAGAGCUAUGAUGCCGUUGUCUUUGAUGUAUUGAAAGUAACUCCUGAGGAGUUUGCUAGCCAGAUUACGCUAAUGGAUAUCCCAGUAUUCAAAGCUAUACAGCCAGAGGAAUUAGCCAGCUGUGGAUGGAGCAAGAAAGAAAAACACAGCCUCGCCCCUAAUAUUGUGGCCUUUACGAGGAGAUUUAACCAGGUCAGUUUUUGGGUCGUGCGGGAGAUUCUGACAGCACAGACUUUAAAAAUAAGAGCAGAAAUCCUGAGCCAUUUUGUGAAGAUAGCAAAGAAACUUCUGGAACUCAACAAUCUUCAUUCUCUCAUGUCUGUGGUAUCAGCAUUACAGAGUGCGCCCAUUUUUAGACUGACAAAAACAUGGGCUCUUUUGAAUCGAAAAGACAAGACCACUUUUGAGAAGCUGGAUUACUUGAUGUCUAAGGAAGAUAAUUAUAAGAGAACUCGGGAGUACAUCCGAAGCCUGAAGAUGGUCCCCAGCAUUCCCUAUUUAGGAAUUUAUCUUCUGGAUUUAAUCUACAUUGAUUCUGCAUACCCAGCUUCAGGAAGCAUCAUGGAAAAUGAACAAAGAUCUAAUCAGAUGAACAAUAUUCUGCGAAUAAUAGCUGAUUUACAAGUCUCCUGUAGCUAUGAUCACCUCAUAACAUUACCACAUGUGCAAAAGUAUUUGAAGUCUGUUCGCUAUAUUGAAGAGCUUCAGAAGUUUGUCGAAGAUGACAAUUACAAGUUAUCUCUGAGAAUUGAACCAGGAAGCUGUUCUCCCCGACUGGUGUCUUCAAAGGAGGACCUCGCAGGUCCCUCAGCUGUGUCAGGUGCCAUGAGGUUCAGCCGGAGACCAACCUGUCCUGAUACUUCGAUUGCUGCCAGCCUCCCCACACCCCCUGUCCCACGUCACAGGAAGAGCCACAGCCUGGGAAACAAUAUGAUGUGUCAGUUCAGUGUAGUUGAGAGUAAAAGUGCAACGUUCCCAUCGGAGAGACCUCGUCACCUGCUGGAUGACAGUGUUCUAGAGCCCCACAGUCCAGGCAGGGGCCAGGGCCGGGGCCUGCCCCUCACCUCCUCUGCUGUCACCAAUGGACUCUCCUUAGGCAGUAGUGAAAGCUCAGAGUUUAGUGAAGAGCUGUCUUCAGGGCUGGAAAGGGGUCGACUAUAUGCUACCUUGGGACCCAAUUGGCGGGUUCCAGUUCGGAACUCUCCCAGGACCCGGAGCUGUGUCUACAGUCCCACAGGACCAUGCAGCUGUGCACUGGGGAACUCAGCCGGGGUCAUUACCAUGGAAGGUCCUUUGAAAAGAAAAACAUUACUCAAGGAAGGACGAAAGCCUGCGCUUUCCUCAUGGUCAAGGUACUGGGUAACACUAUCAGGAUCAACUCUGCUAUACUUUGGAGCAAAGUCUUUACGGGGUACUGACAGAAAACAUUAUAAAUCCACACCUGGAAAAAAAGUCUCCAUUGUUGGAUGGAUGGUACAGUUACCUGAUGAUCCUGAGCAUCCUGAUAUUUUCCAGUUGAAUAAUCCUGACAAAGGUAAUGUUUACAAGUUUCAGACUGGCUCCAGAUUGCACGCAAUACUGUGGCACAAGCACUUGGAUGAUGCAUGUAAAAGCAACAGGCCUCAGGUACCUACUAACCUUAUGUCAUUCGAAUAAGCAGCUGCACAAUGCUUGAUGUGACACAAAAGUGCCAAACUGCAGGAUGGAGGAAAACUACCAAUACACACAGUUAGAGAAGAUCAUUCUUUGGGCGCCAGCUGCCAAAUAAUACCAUACCCACACUCAGCUGUGCAACUGCAAAGUGAUUCUGAUGAGCGCAUGAGUGUCCCAUGCAGUGACUUCCUCUUUCCUACUGGCUAUAAGAAACCAUUGAACUCUGCUGCAGGACCCCAGAACCUGGGCUAACUUGUGGCCACCAAUAAUCCCGGACAAUUGCUAGACCCUAGACCAGGCAUCCCACCCUUUGCCUGUCCUUUUAUAAACAAUUCUUUUUAUAGUGAAGCUGCUUUCUGUGACUGAAGAACAUUUGGCCCAUGUUGGGUUUUCAAUUCUUUCUAAUGCACAAAGACAACAAGCAGUGUUCACUUGCUGCAAAGUGUCCAUUAGAGUAGACGUCAUGGAACAACAUUUUUAUAACCUAAGUGCACUGAGUUGCUUAGCAAUGUGGCUGCCUCUGAUUUUGUAUAACACACACAUACACACACUCACACACACCCUCAUACACACACUACCCAGACAUUCCCACCGUGUGUGAGCUAUUUGGGAAACAUGUAUUUUGGCACCAGAUUUGCAACCUAACUCACUUCAUUUGUUUGGAAGGAGCUGCUUUUUAAACUUACAUUACAACGCUGUCCAGGUAAGGUAAGAGGUCACCACUGGAGGUCUUUAAGCUGUUGCACUGUAUGAGUAGACUGAGUUGGACAAGAGGCCCCCAGAGGUCCCUUCUGACUCUGACGUCCUGUGAUUCUUUUGAGAUUUUCAAUUCAUUUUGAUUUAAUGUUCCCCUUGGGUUCUGUAACUGUACACAAUUAAUGCCUUAAAUCGCAUAUUGUUUUCUUUGACUAUGGGUGCUAUUCCUCUGCAAAGCCUGCUCCCUGGGGCAUCUCAAACUCCCUCUAACUUGGUGUCCAUGGAGCCUUAUUAUUGUCAGGUCUUCCAAGUUAGAUCCCAGCCCCAGAAGAUGAGCUGUCUUUUGACCCAUUCCCUUUCCUGUGGAGGGUCUGGGGGCACUUUGGGACUCACUUUUGCUUUGCCUUUUGUGCUUAAAAAAAAAAAAAAGGAAGGUUAAAAAGCUAUUCUCCAACUGUCCCAUUGUUGCUGAGGCUUUGGGGAAAUGAAAGGCAGCUGUGGAGUGGCUGGGAAAGGGGAGUUACAGGGGUAGCCUUCAAGGUCACAACAGUGGUGGGCUUUUUUCCCAGCAGGACCACCUUGGCCCCUGCUGGGCCAAACAUCUUGCUCACCCAUCUCCACUGCCAUUGUUGAUAUGUUUAGGGUUUUGAUUAAUCAGGGCUGCUGAAUGACACUGAGAUGUGACUGGGUUCUCCUGGAAUCCUGCCUAUCAAGUAUUCCCAAGCAGCACUGGCAAAUCUACAGACCCCCCCAUUCCAAGGAUCCAUGAGGCAGUGAACCCAGAAGAUUGGCAACAGGGGCCCUGAAGCCUCCACUAAGUCAUGGGAUGAAAAACCAAGCCCUCUGUUAGGGGAACUAUUCCCAUCACAGGACAGAUUUUUUUUUUUGAUAUAUCUCCUGUUCUCUAAUUUUAAUAUUUUUUUAAUUCAUUCAUUAAAUACAUACUGACCUUACUACAUAAGAGGCUCUUUGUCAAGUUCUAGGAAAAUACAAAGAUGAAUGAGAUAUCAUGUUUCCUAUCCACCAGGAACAUGUAGCCUAGUAGGUGUGUUGAAAUAUACUUUAAUUUGAUAAAUGGAUUUUUUAAUUUAUAAGCUAAAUUGUUUACUGUCUCCAUGGUAAAUUUUUGAAAGGUUAGUUUUCUAAACGUUUCUGUCAAUUUUGUUAAUGAAACUCUUAAACGGCUUUUGAAAUGUAAUGAAAUAUCUGCAACUUUUAUAAGGGAUUGAAUUGAAAAGGUUUAAAGUACAGGACUGUUAACAGAUUGUGAUUAUCUGUAUUCCUCAUGAAGUGCACACAGAGGAAAGUGACCAGGAUAAAGAGGGAUAUGGAAAACAUGCCAUGUGAGAAUGGUUAAAGGACUUUGGGGUCUUUCUGAAGGACCAUCUAAAGGAAAAAAAUUAAUAGUGAAUCUUCAUGUGGGCUAUCAUAUAAUGAGAAAAAUGACUGAUUUGGGGGGGCCUGGAGAACAGAGUUAAAGAGCAAAGGGUGUAAGUUUCAAAGCGACAGAAAAACUUCCCAACAAUGAGAGCUUUUAAGAAAUAAAACAGGCUGCCUUAGGAGGACAUGAAUUCCAGAGCAUUGAAGGUCUUUAGGCACAGAGGUAAGCUGCCCCUUUCAAAAGAUGCUGUCAAUAGGAUUCUUGCUUCAGGUUUGGGUUGGACUGCAUAACUUCUGAAUGACCUCCUAGCUAUGAGAUUUCCAUGAUUCUAUACCCAGCCUAAGGGCAGAGAGGCUUGUGGAUGGAAGGUGGGACACCAGCCAAUUAAUAUAUGGAGCUGCACUUUUAUAAAAAUUAUCUUUAUGUGAUAAUAAUGUAAAGCACUUUGCAAACCAUAAAGAACUAUAUAAAUGCUAGCUAUUAUUAUUAAGAAAUGAAGAACUGACAUCCAUCAGUGAAGGAAAAGUACACAUUCAUGAAAUAUUAUCCAUGGAAAUAUUUCAUGCUGGCACCAUUUUAGGUGCUAGGCACAUAGUGCUAAGUGUUUUACAAAAACUCUCUCAUUUGACCCUUAUUUGGUAAAUGUUUAUUAAAUCCAGCUGUGUUUUCUCAUGUAAACUCCCUUAGGCCAGGGACCACUUUUGUUUUUAAAUACCCAACAACUAGGAUAACACACAUGAGGAAUAAGGAGAGAGUCUGGCAUAGGGAACUCCUUAUGAGAAACAUCUUCUAGCAGUACACAUUAGCACCUGUGUAUCGAUUAAGCCUGAAUGAUUCUUAUCCAAGUCCACCUUUAAGACGUCUUUAAAGAAUCUCUCCAAAACACUAAAUGCCCUCAUCUAGAUCUCACUCCUUAAUUACCCCCAGUUUCUUUUCUGACUCCAUUUUCCUGGAUAAUAUCUACAGAAAUGAUAGUGCACAAAAAUUAUCAUUGGUAAUAUACUACAGCCUAUUUAAACUCACCAUGCAUCUUUUCAUUAUCUUUUAGGUUACCUGGGAUUGAUUCUUUAGAGAUUAUGGUCGUCUUUGAUUCGCUACUAUAUGACUUUACCAAAAGAAUAUCAAUGUCAAAAAAAGAAAAGUUUUCACAUCAAAGACCAUUUUAUAAUCAUUGAAAGCACUGUGAAAUUCUCAUAUCCAGCCCAACCUGCUCUCAUCUUCCCUUGCAUUUCUGGAUCCAGCUCAGUGGCCAUCUGUAGUAUCUGACAUAUAUUCACAGACUUCCACUGUGACUACUUGAAAUCACCAAGUACCAGUAUAUAUGUUAGCAUGAUUGGAAGAAUUUUACUACCUUCCAUUAUCCUUUGCAUCAGGUGAUUGUGAUAAUCUGCAGUUUUCUUCAUAGUGGUCCCUGCUCAUCAUAAGCACUGCAAAAUGAGAUGACCAAGUGUCCUGAGAAAUGAUGACACUGGUUAAUGCCUUUGGGCAUAUGAUGAAACCAAUUUCAACUCCUUUAUUUAUCCACCCAAGAGGAGUCUAUGAGUCAGUCCCCUGUUAAGUAGCCAAUUUCAUAUAUUUUCUGGUUUUAUUUAUAGCAAGAGUGAAAAUAUUGAUAUUUUUCAAGAGCUAGCAUUUAUAUAGCAUUGUACAGUUUGCAAAUGGCUUCAUAUUUGUUAUUUCCCGUAAUGUGUCUGACUUAGGGAUCUCACUCACCAAGAGUUAAUUAAAUUAAUGCUUCAAAAUGAUCUAAAACCUGGCAUUCUUAUCUCCUGCCCCUUUUCCACCAUUCUGCCACCAUCAUUACAGAAAUGGAAGAAGGCCACAUAGAACCAAAGACCCGUUGGUUGUAUUUUUCUUGUUUUGUGGAUUGCUGUAACAAGAAUUCAUCAUCUGGUGGCCAACCAGCUCUCAGCAAGCCUCUUAGACAAAUUUUCUCUUGAAUUCAGGUACAAUCUACUCUUUCAUUUCAGUACUUCAUCUCAGUGGGCAGGUUCUUAGAGAACAUACCAGAAAUUCAUAAGCUCUGCUUGGAGUGGAAAAAACUAGAAGAAAUCAUAAAGUAGAUGAGCAGAGGAGAAGGGACUUCUGAACUCCCAGAUAUUAUGCCCUACACAUUUUCAAUUUAUUCGCUCUACUUUUAGUUCUAGACAACUUUUUUUUUACUUAAAACAAUGUGUGUGAGGGAAUUGAUAUGAUUAUAAAAAUUUCAAAAGUAAUCAUCAAACAAUAAGAUUUGUUACAUGCCUCAAUUCACAUUACAAUAUGCUAAAUACUAGACAAAAAUCAAUCAGCUCUGGCACUAAAGUAAUUUAUAUUCUAUUGGGAAGAUAAUUUGUAUAUGUGCAAAAUACAUAUAAAAUAAAGUAUUCAUACAUGUGUACACACCAAAUAAAUACAUCAUACUUAGAUCCAAUAGAAAUGGUUUUAUAAAAGAACUUAAUUUUGCUUAUUGAAAAUCUCAUCCUGGGGUCCUAACAUGGCCUGGCAUACAGGAGAAAAUCUUUACUUGCUAAUUGAUCAUUUCUAAAUUACAUUUCUAAAUGUGUUCUUGAGAAAGUAAUGGAAUCUUGGAAUUAGAAGGGAAUUUAGAGGUAUCUGACUCCAACUGACACCUGGCCAAAAAUUCCCUUGACAGCAACUCCUGCAAGUGGUCAUCUAGCUUCUGUUAAAACACACUAAUGAUGGGGGGAAAGGGAGCAUGAUUAUCACCAGUAACAGUCCACUUUUGAUCGGUACCAUUUGUUGAAAAGUUUUCUUGUGAAUUGUUUGUUAUUUAUAUGGAGCUGAAAUCUGCCUCUCUGUAUCUUCUACCCAUUGCUCUAACUUCUGCUCUCUGAAGCCAAGAAAAAUUAGCCUAAUCCUACUUUUCAAUCACAGAGGAAAUGUGAUAUAGUACAAAGAGCAUCAGAUUUGGAGUCAAGAGACCCUGGGGCCAAAUAUUGGGACUUCAAUUUAUUGUGUGUAUAGGACCCUGGGCCUCAGUUUCCUCAGCUAUAAAAGGAAGGGGUUGAAUGCAAUCAUUUAUAAGGCCCCUUCCAACUCUAAAUGUUUGAUCCCAUGACAGCAGUUUUAAAUAUUUGAUGACAGUGAUUAUGUUCCCCUAAGCCUUCUCUUCUCCAGGCUAACUUAAGUUCCUUCAACCAUUCUUUGAAUAGCCUCGCACCUGUCAUUCUCUCACUUAUCCAGGUAUUGUGGAGGACAUUAAAAUACACCCAUUAAGAGUUAGCAAUCUCCCUGGGAGGUCAGACAUACAUAUGUGAAAUGUCAACUGUUAAUGAAUUUGUGGUUUAGUUGUUUUUCAGCUGUGUCUGGAUCUUUGGAGCCCCAUUUGGAAUUUUCUUAGCAAAGAUACUGAAAUGAUUUGCCAUUUCCCUCUACAGCUAUUUUUCAGAUAAGGAAACUGAGGCAAAUAAAAUUAAGUGACUUACUCAGCAUCACACAGCUAAUAAAAAUCUGAGUAUGGAACUGAACUCAGGUAUUUCUGAUUCCAGGCUGCAUAAUCUGUCCAUUGUACCACUUAGCUGCCUCAAUUGACAAAUACCUGAUGAGAGACUGCAUAGUGUAGAGGGCAAGUCACCACACUUAGAACCAGGUAAGUCUAUGUUAAGCCCAUUCUCAGAUACUAAUUAGUUGCGUGAUCUUGGGCAAGUCACUUAAAUUCUCUUCCUAAUGUACAAAACAGAGGAGGUUGGACCCAUGGCCUCAAAGGUUCCUCCAGUUCUUAAAAAAAAAGAAAGAAUAAAUGUAAGUCCUCAUUAGCGAUUUUGAUGCCUUUGUGAGAGGAAAUCUUAUUUUCUCAUGAAAUCUUCCUUUCUACUAAUCUUAAGAGAUAGUAUAGCCAAAGCUGAGAAAUUCAAAUUCUACUCAUUCCAAAUUAAUCAAAGUUCUCACAAAAACUGGGAAUUGUGCCAAAAAUCACCCUUACUAAGCAAAGCUUUUCUUAAUUUGUGAGGAAGAUUUCAGGAAUUAAAGCUUGAGCUAUUUGAAGGAAUAAACCUUCUCUAACAUCUCCAAGCAUUUAGAAGUGUUCAGUUGCAGACUAGUAAUUGACAUACUAAUUACAAAUCUAUUUUAUCCUCUCUGAUUCUUUCUCUACUUGUUGACAGUUUUUUUAACCUCCUCUGCAUUGCUAUAUGAAUUGGAAAGUCUAUCAAACUCCACCUUUUCUCUAAAGGAAAUUUAAUACACUCUCAAUCUCCAUUGCUCUGUAUCCAUAUAGAAAAGCAGACAAAAUGCAAGAAUAUUAGAUUGGGAGUCAGGAAACCUGGAUUGUGUUUCCAAUUCAGUAGUAACUAAUCAGAGUUACCUUGGACAAGUGACAUGAUCCUUCUGGGUUGCAGUUUCUUCACCUAUAAAAUGUGUAGGUUGGAUCAAGUGAUCUUUAAAAUACUUUCCUAUCUUAACAAUCUGUGUGCCAACAUUUUUUGUUCUAAGGUCAUUUGCAGUCUCAAAAUUCUAUGUUCUGCUCUACCAUUUUGUGUUCUAAGAUUCCUUCCACCUCAGAAAUUCCAAGAAAGCCAAAAGCUUAAUACAAAAUGACCUUUUAGAAAAGCAAGUUUUUUAAUAAAAUUCACUCUUUAGACUAGGAGUCGGGAAGUCCAAGUUCUGGUCUUGAUCAGCUACUUACUCGAUGUAUACUUAAGCAAGUUAGUUUCCCCUCUCUGCUCACUUUCCUCAUCUGCAAGGUGGGAAUAAAAAUAUCUGCCUUGUCUACUUUACACAGCAGCUGUGAGGGACAAAUUAAAUAAUGGCUAUGGAAAUGCUUUGUAACUGGGAAACCCUUCCAUAAGUUUUGUAAUAUUGUCAUGGAAAGCUCUAGAGAAGUUGGACUCUUCCUACCUCACAGUGUUAUUGUGAGGAAAGAAAGCGCACUUCGUAAAAUUUUGAAAGUGAACUAGAGUUUGCUAGUAUUUAUUAUGAUGUCCUAUUCUAAUCUCAACAGUAACAGAGGGGGAUUGUCAACAUGGCCUCUGUUCUGUUAUGAGUCCUAAUGAUUUUCUUGGGAGAAAGUGCAGGAUAGUGGGUAGAAAGCCAGCCUUGGUGUAAAGAAGGUUCAAGUACUGCCCUGACAUGUACAGUCUCUGCAACCAUGGGCAAAGUCCAAGGGACUUUCCAGGGUCUUGGAAGACUGUCUAAGAAUGUAAGUUACAAACAAGUUGCUGAUCUGCAUUUGUGCAAGUAUUUUCCACAUCAGGAUUUCUCCCAUACUGAUGAAAUUACAAGUCUGGGUCAAAAAUGAUUUUCUUAGAUAAAUAUAAUUAGAUGGACUAAAUGACCUCUAAGGUCCCUUUCAAUUCUAACAUUCUAUGUUUAAGAACCCUUCCAGCUUGAACACUCUUAUGUUUUGAUGGUCUAUAUUCUAAAGUCUUUUCCAACUUGAAGAUUCUGCCAAGUCCUUAACUUCAAUAUUAUCCAUCUACUUUCCCUCUAAUAUUAGGGGAAGCAAAUCAGAGUGUGCUGGAUAGAUUAAAGAAAACAAGUCUGGAAAUGUAAUGUUGGUCAUGGACAAGCCACCAAUGAGAUAAUCAAAGCUUGACUAUAUGUCCCUGGGGGAAGAAAAAAGCUGAAACUAAUAUGCUGUGGAAUGUUCCUAUAUUUUAAUGCAUCUCUGGUUUGUCAGGGCUUAUAAAAUCUUAAAGCUAACAUUCCUGCCAUGUACAGACAACUGUAUAUUCUCCCAAAUACAUUCUGUAGAGGCCACAAGCAUAAACACUAGAAUGAGAAAUUGUUGCAUGAUUUUAUGUCUGAGAAGCAGAUCUGAGCCCUCUGUGGGAAAAAGAUUUUUGAGAUUGGUCAUAUGUAGUCUGACUGGGCUAUGUGCCCAGUUGCCCUUUGAAGGAUUCAAGGCGCUAAAUUGUCAGUAUCAUCACCUAAACUAUCCUGUGGCAACAGGAAUUGAUCUCGAUGGCAAGACUCCCACUAAGUGGGUUAACAGACUGAAAGACCUCAGGUCCCACAUUCCAUGAUGUCAUUUUGUUUGGGAAAUGGUCUUUUUAUGCUACCAGAAAUCCAUUAUUUCCCAAAUUAUAUGUGCAUAGCUACUUUCAUAGUAGGACCACAAAUCAUUCUCUCGUCUCCCUUCCACUCCCUGGGCUCCUUUCCAUUUCUACCAUGUUUCACAGCCUCAAGGGGAUGUUAUGGUACCAUUUUAUAGAUUUUUUUUUUUAAAAAAGGUCAUUGAAAAGGUGAAGUGAUUAACAGAAGCCCACUAGAAGUGAAUUCCAAAUUCCUGAAGCCCAGUUACUAUCAGAUGACACUGAAAAAAAAAACAUUCUUUUGGAUUUGUAAAAUCUUAUAGCAACUCCUAAGCCUCUAUAUGUAAUGAUUCCCUUUGAAAUAAUGAUUGUUCCAAAGGCACUGUAAUGUUUUUGAUAUAGAACAUUAGAUAAGGAGUCAAUAAGAUUUGAAUUUCAGUUCUGGAUUUAAGAUUAAAUUCUUAUGGAAUUAUGGUCAAGUCAUUUCAGCCCUCUGGGCCUGUUUCCUCAUCUGUAAAAUGUGAAAAUUUGACUAGAUAAUCUCUAAUAUCCCUUUCAGCUCAUAUUGUCCUGCUACUAUGUUCCAAGACCCUUUCCAAUUCCAACAUUCUACAAAUCAUCAUGACUGUGUCUAUUCUUUAUGACAAAAAGUACAUGUUUCCCUCCCACCAACAAUGUUAGAAAUUCUGUGCAUGUCCUCACAAGAGAAAUGAGCAUCCUUAUAGAUGCAUAAAAUAUUUGAACUUGAAGGUAACUUGGAGAUCUCCUAGUCCAUCCAGUGCACGUAUUUAUAGAUUAAGAAACUGUGACUCAGAAAGGUAACACAGCCUACCCAAAGUGACAAAUCUAGGAAGUAAGAGGGUUGUGAUAUGAACCCAAGUUUUCCAGUUCAGAUUUUAGUACCAAUCCAUAUCCCUCAAAUAAUGAUGUAUCAGUACCGUGGUGAUUUGAAUCAGACUGGGUCUUAAAUUAUUGUUUCUUGGUCGUAGCUAAGAUUAGAUUGGGAAAUAGUGCAUUGGAGUUCUCCCAGCAGUGAAAUCGAUUAUUCUCUGCACCAGCCAAGACUAGCAGCAUGGACACUACAAAUGGAAUCCAGGACCAAGCAGGAUGGGAACAUUAUUAGUACUUACCAGACUUUGAAGAACAAGUCAAGUGCGAGGAAGUACAGUAGCAGUGGUUGAUUUCUUCACUGUCAAACAUCUAGCACUUCUACUGUUAAUUCACAGCCUCUAUGCAAAUGAUACUGCAUAUCAGGCCGAUGAAUAAAAUAAAAGUGUUCACCAACUAAGCAAGGAGUAUGACUAAAAUGUAUUCUAGGUCAGUUUUAUAAAGGCCCACCUUGUUAUCCGUUCUCAAAAUGACUUUUUCAAAUGAUUUAUGACUGUGUCAGAGAAGAAAUGGUUAUAUAUGUAUUCAUGUUGCAUAAUCUCCUAUGAAUUUAGUGCCAAAAUGCAUGGUUUUCCACUUAGCAUACAAGCAUCAUGUAGACAGUAUUUUUCAUGUUCCUACCUACUCCUCAUAGUAAGUUGUAAAUUAGUUUCUAUAUUUUAAUUGAUUUCUUGUGAAAAUGGUUGCACUGUUCGGGAUUGUCUUUUCCAGCAGACCACUGCAUGCCAUUGGUGGAAUGCGUUUCUACAACCCUUGUGAACUGUCUUACCCAUAAUAACCUCUGAACUUUAACCCUAUGUGGGAGGCAUCUUUUGGUUUUGGUGAAGUAUUUUGUUACCUCAGUCUUGUAUUCAAGUUGCUGUAUUUUUUCAGCUUGUUACAUUGAUAAUGAUUGUUCCACUAAUUAAAUACUUUAACGUA